Molecule: messenger RNA, 4370 nt
Organism: Dicentrarchus labrax (European seabass)
Lineage: Eukaryota; Metazoa; Chordata; Actinopteri; Moronidae
Gene: glsl
Product: glutaminase like
Exons: 22
Coding region: 235-2373 (712 amino acids)
Biological process (GO): L-glutamine catabolic process
Molecular function (GO): glutaminase activity; protein binding
Source: RefSeq, a predicted model, not a curated record
AUUUAAAACUGAUGCAUUUUUUCAAAAGAUUUAUGUCACAUGUUUUAGAAACAUUUUCAGUUUUUCAUAUAAGAGAAUACUCACCAAACAGCUCACUGCUGGACAACGUUCAAAAACACCACAGCAAAGUAAAAAUAGGAGUGAAAAAUAAUAAAACUAACAACAACAACAACUGGAACGGUUAGCAGUAAAUGUUCAGUGCUGUGAAGAUGCCAAACUGAAAGAAAUAUCAGCAUGAUCCCACCAGAUGUCGUUUUUUGCUGUUUAAGUGCGAGUGGCAGCUGGGAGUGUCGACGGGUUUCCCCUCCUCUGCGACCGUCCCAUUCAUUAAAGAAAGUUUACAGCCUGCAGACGCGCUCACUGGGGGAGCCAGUCUCACAUGAACCUCAGAGAAUAAGUGGACUAACACACCUGAGAGCUGCAAUGGAGACCAGCCAGAACCAGGAGGCAGAGGACGGCUCGUACCUGUGCAGUUUCCAGAGAACUCCUUCUCUCAGACGCAAGUGGAGGAAACGUUACGGCGGUCUGGACGGCAACAAACUGCUGGAGCCCAAUAAAGAGCCAGACAUGAAAGAUGAUGGAGGGAUGACAGACGAGAGGCAGCAGAGGAACUCGGAGAAGCAGGAUACAGCACCCCGCCCAGCUCCCAGAAACCUGAUCCAGAACCAGGUCCAGACUGCAGUUUCCACCCCGGUCCAAAAGCCUAUCAAUCUCGUUAGUCCUGGAUCAGCAGUGGCUUCAGUGUCAGCCAGUAAUGGCUGCCUGAAGCCUCCUCUCCCUCAGGCGGUGGUUCAGCCGGAGGACAGAGGCUUCCCCCCUGCCCAGCCCUGGUUCCCCCCUCAGCAGAGUCCGUCCAAACGCAGGGUGGCUGCUGAUGUGCUGUUUGACAGCUUCGCUUCAGAUGGAAGAAUCAAUGUCAACCAGUUCUUUGAGGCCAUCUGGAGCUCCGGCCUGCACAGGUCCGACCCUCGGAUCAGAGAGUGUUUCUUCCACCUGAGGAAACUGCAGGACGCCGAGGGAUCAGUGGACAGAAACACCUUCCACAGGUGCGUCACAGGAUUUGUCUCUCUAAUCCUAAAAGCUCUGCAGGGACGAUUUGUCAUCCCAGAUUUUUCCACCUUCACUGAAGAAACUCAGAAAUUGUUUUCAAGGUGUCGGCAGCUGUCGUCGGUACAGGAGAAGGAAAAGGAGAGCAUGGACAGCACUAAAUGGGGCGUCUCAAUCUGCACUGUGGAUGGGCAGAGGUUGUCUUUGGGAGACUGGGCCGGCUCUCUGGUUCUAGGUGAGGUUUCAUGGCCGCUGGUGUACGGUGUGGCGGUGGACCUGCUGGGUUCCGACCUCGUCCACAGAUACGUUGGCUUGGAGGGGUACUCCAGAUACGACUCUCCGUUCACUCUCACUAAAACAGGGAUCCCUCACAGUCCGCUCACUGAGACAGGAGCCAUCGUUGCUACAUCUUUACUACAGCUGGCGGGGAGGUUGAGUUCAGAGGAAGAGGAGAAGUACGACUCGGUGCUGAACGUCAUCCGGAGGCUCUGCAACAAAGAGCACGCCAACUUAAACUGCACCAGUUAUCAGAGCAGCAGGAAGGCCAGUGUCCGACUCCACGCUCUGUCCUUCUACCUGCAGGAGAAAAAGUGUUUUCCAGAGAAGGCCGACAUUAAUGCCGCUUUGGAUCUAAUGCUGCAGUGCGCCUCAACAGAGAUCACCUGCGAAUCAGGAGCCGCCAUGGCUGCUUCGUUAGCCAAUGGGGGCCUCUGCCCACUGUCAGGUGACCAGGUGCUGUCGUCUGUGGCAACGCGGAGUAUGCUGUCCAUGAUGCAGGUGGCGGGGAUGAAGGAUUACUCCACGACCUUCCACUACAAGACGUCGAUACCGGCCGUGUCCAGCAGCCACGGCUCCCUGCUGGCGGUGGUUCCUGGUGUUUUGGGUCUGAUGGCGUUCUCUCCUGAGUUAGACGCCUGUGGGAACCCCUGGAGGGCCGUCCACUUCUGCCAGGAGCUGAUAUCGACAUUUCAGCUGCACAGUUUUGACAUCAGGACUCCGUUCAGGCAGAUUCUGGCCUACAGACAGUGGAAGGCUGAAUCUGAGGGAUACCAGAUCAUGAACGUCCUGCUGGCAGCUUUUAAAGGAGACGUCCAGGCCCUGAGGAGGUACUUCCUGUCUGGAGUGGAUGUAAACGCUGUCGACUACGACGGCAGGUCGGCUCUGCACGUGGCGGCCGCCGAAGGUCACACAGAGGUCAUCCGCUUCCUGCUGGAGAAUGCCGGAGCGAACGCCGCCCUCCGGGACAGGUGGGGGAGCUCUCCUCUGCAGGAGGCCAGGAGGCACAACAGGGAGGCUGCAGUCCAACUGCUGCAGGGAGCCGUCUGACCCGUCCGACCCAUACCCCCACAAUCUGACCUUUGACCUCUUUAAAAGGUUCACUGACUAGAAGUGUGUCUGCAGGUGGAGGGACAGUGAGCUCAUUCAAUAAUAAAUAUUAUAAAGUUCUGUAAAGAGUUAAACUGGUGAUUGGAGGUUCUGUGAGGAGGUUCUCUUUGUCUCCGGACUGAAAGCAACAUGUAGUCCAGUUGGCUGGACUCGACUGAAUGAUUAAUAUUCUGUUCACGUCCGCUUCUUUUCAAACGCUGCGCUGGAAUCUGCUGCAGUGGUUUUUAAUAAAGCAGCUUUUGUUUCCUCUGUGGACGUCAGUUAGGAACUAAAAACAAUAUACAAUAUGAGCCACAUGAACAGACAUCAGAGAGACGAUUGAUUAUUUAUAGACAGUUAUUAUUAAUGUCUGCCACCCAGUCAGGUUCCCCUUGAAAUCAAUGAAAGGAAGCUGUAGAAACCCUUCAGUCCACAGGGGGCGCCACAAUCUACACAACAUGUACGUAAAUAUAUCACAGAGCAGACUCUGGUCACUUUCUACAGAAAAUGGUGGUUUAUAAUAAUUUGAGGAUUUGGACCAACUGCUGUUAAUUAAGUUUAAUGAACUUAAAAACAUUCAGAUAACGAAAGAUGAGAGAUCAGAUCAGACAGAAACGUUUCUUCAUCUGUUCCACAAAAAUAAAUAACAAACAAUGUGUUUAAAACCAGAAAUGUCUCCUCAUAUAGACUCAGAUACCCCAAAUAACACUGAACAAUCAACAAUAAUCUUCCUCACACACAGCUGCUUCCUCUGUUUGAUAUCACUGUUCAUCCCAAUGGCCUCCUCCUCCUUCUUCUCCUCCUUCUUCUCCUCCUCCUCCUUCUCCUCCUCCUUCUUCUCCUCCUUCUUCUCCUCCUUCUACCUUUCAUUUGUAGCCGUCUCCUCCUCCACUGUCUCUGUGUCUGUACAACCACGGAUCUCCAGAUGUGCUGAUGUUGGAUGUUUGUGAUGAACUGAAGGAUGAAGAGUUUCUUUGUGGGUUGAGACCGUUCUUCUUCAUCUGAAUAAACCGUUUAAAAAACCUCUCAGAUGAUCUGAAAAUGCUGAAAACAGGCUGUUUGUCUACAAAUAUAGAAUAUAUAAUAAUCAUAUAGAAUAUAUAAUAAUCGUAUAGAAUAUAAUGAUAAUAUGAUGCAUUGCUGUUUAACUACCAACAGUUUAUAAAUUAGUUCAACCUUAAACACACAUUAACAGUAAUAUUAAUACAAAACAUUUUACUCAUCGUACCACUUUUACUUACUUUUACACUCUAAAAACAUGUUUGGGCUCAACAAGAAGAUGAAUGCAACAGUUUUGAGUUAAUCUUUUUGAGUUAUGGCAACUUCUAAUGAAGUUAUGUUCAAUAAAUGAACUUUAUUGAGUUACAGGAAUCAGCUUUUCCUCUUCAAUCAAACAUGUUUUACUUUAUAAUAUAUAAUAUUUUAUAGUAUAACCACAUUAUAUUUGGCAGCAUAAACUCAAGUUUUUAAGUUGAUUACUUACAAAAAAUACCUGGUUCCAACUAGUUUUUCCACAUUAUUUGUGUCAACUCAAAGUUUUAUCUUAAUCAAUAAGUUAGAGGUUUUAUGUUGCAACCACACAUUUAUUUUAAUGAUGACAAUAAAUCCACUGAAUUAGAUUUUAACUAAAUUGUUUUUAUUUUAAAACAGCAUUCGAACACACAAUAUGUAAAUUGUCCCACACAGACACCGAUCUCCUUUAAAAACCUGCAGUUUUACACAUUAUAGGAAAAACCUUCAGGACUUUUACUGAGUCUGAACUCAUCAAACAUUUCCUGUUUUAUUAUCAGAUCUGUUAUUAUUGUUAUUUUUAUUAUUAUUAUUAGAAACUUAAUAAAGUUAAUGUUGUUUUAUUUAAGUUUGUUUGUAUGAAAUAAAUGUUCCUGAAUCAGGUUAAACUGAACCAAACUAUGAACAUUUCCCUCAGAAAGUAAAAAUAAAAACAAACAUUUUAUUUG